UAUUAAAUACUUAAGCAAAGUAAUGGAGCAAUAGAGAGAGAGAUAUUGAUAGUUGAGGAGGUGAGGUGAGGGAGGGGGAAAGGAAAAAAAAAGGAUGGAUCAAUCGUUUCUGGUAAUGCUGUCAAAUCUGCUUCACCUCCACAACUCCCUCGACCCAACCACCUCCCUCCUCUCCGACUCACUCUCAUCAACCACCGCCAACCCCUCCUCCCUCCUCCACUCCUCCUCCAUCGCCCCCCUCCUCUUCUUCACCAUCGCCUCCGUCCUUUCCUACGUCUCUUCCACGCGCCCCUCCUCCUCCCCUCCCAACCCUAACGCCGCCACCACCACCACCAACAACAACCCCAACACCACCACCACCAACAACGCCUCCUCCGACUACUCCGUCUCCGCCUUUCGCGCGCUCUCCACGGAACACAUCUGGUCCCUCGAAGCCCCUCUCCGCGACGCCCACUGGCGCUCGCUCUACGGCCUCUCUUACCCCGUCUUCACAACCGUCGUCGACAAGCUCAAGCCCCACAUCGCCCUCUCCAAUCUCUCCCUACCCUCCGACUACGCCGUCGCCAUGGUCCUCUCCCGCCUCGCCCACGGCCUCUCUGCCAAAACCCUCGCCGCCCGCUAUUCUCUCGAUCCCUACCUCGUCUCCAAAAUCACCAACAUGGUCACGCGCCUCCUCGCUACCAAGCUCUACCCCGAGUUCAUCAAAAUACCCGUUGGCCGCCGCCGCCUCCUCGAGACCACCCAGUCCUUCGAGGAACUCACAUCCCUCCCCAACAUGUGCGGCGCCAUCGACACCACCCCCGUCCACCUCCGCUCCACCCAUAACAGCAACCCUAACCUCAACCCCUACCGCUGCCGCUAUGGCUACCCCUCUUUACUCCUCCAGGUCGUCUCCGACCACAAGAAGAUCUUCUGGGACGUCUGCGUCAAGGCCCCUGGCGGCACCGACGACGCCACCCACUUCCGCGACAGCCUCCUCUACCACCGCCUCACCUCCGGCGACGUCGUCUGGGACAAGGUCAUUAGCGUUCGCGGCCACCACGUGAGGCCUUACGUGGUCGGCGACUGGUGCUUCCCUCUGCUGCCCUUUCUCCUCACCCCCUUCUCCCCCAGCGGGAUGGGCACCCCCGCCCAGAACCUGUUCGAUGGAAUGCUCAUGAAGGGAAGGUCCGUGGUGGUGGAGGCCAUUGCGCUUCUGAAGGGGAGGUGGAAGAUUCUUCAGGAUUUGAACACCGGUGUCCAUCACGCCCCCCAAACCAUCGUCGCCUGUUGCGUGUUACACAACCUCUGCCAGAUUGCAAGGGAGCCGGAACCCGAGCUAUGGAAGGAGCCCGACGAGAGUGGACCCCCGCCCAGGGUCAUGGACAGUGAGAAGUCCUUUCAUUACUAUGGGGAAAAAUUGAGGCAAGCGCUUGCUGAUGAUUUGCACCACAAGCUUUCCUCAAGAUAGUACUUCCUUAAUCUCUUUGCCCCCUUUUUACUAUUAUAACUGCCAACUGCCUCGCAAGACAGCAACCUCAUUGUGUUGUUUAAUGAGAAGAAAUGUGUUUUUAGUUUUAGUUCUAAAUAACUUCUGAGCUUGUUGUCGUUCGUACAUGAUAAGAUAGAUUGGUGACACUAAGUGUGGGAAUGCUGAAUGCGGAGGACUGAACUACUAACAUUAUUUUCUAUUCGUAUAUGAAAAUUUCAUGUUUCAGACUCGUUUCAACUCUAAUACCAUUUGCUUUCGCCUCUCUUA
Vigna radiata var. radiata (mung bean) is the source of this 1738-nucleotide messenger RNA. RefSeq names its product protein ANTAGONIST OF LIKE HETEROCHROMATIN PROTEIN 1. Bases 95 to 1450 code for a protein of 451 amino acids. NCBI's taxonomy places the organism in Eukaryota, Viridiplantae, Streptophyta, Magnoliopsida, Fabales, Fabaceae. The record is from RefSeq and is a predicted model, not a curated record. The transcript has a single exon.